Molecule: messenger RNA, 378 nt
Organism: Strongyloides ratti
Lineage: Eukaryota; Metazoa; Nematoda; Chromadorea; Rhabditida; Strongyloididae
Product: 60S ribosomal protein L35
Exons: 3
Coding region: 1-378 (125 amino acids)
Biological process (GO): maturation of LSU-rRNA from tricistronic rRNA transcript (SSU-rRNA, 5.8S rRNA, LSU-rRNA); translation
Cellular component (GO): ribosome; cytosolic large ribosomal subunit
Molecular function (GO): structural constituent of ribosome; mRNA binding
Source: RefSeq, a predicted model, not a curated record
AUGUCUGAUUCUAUUAUUCGUGCUAGUGAACUUCGCACUAAAAAGAAGGAUGAGCUCAUGAAGAGUCUUGUUGAACAAAAAGCUACUCUUGCUUCUCUUAGAGUUUCUCAAGUUACUGGAGGUGCCGCUUCAAAGCUUUCUAAAAUUCGUGUUGUCCGUAAAAACAUUGCCCGUAUCUUGACAAUCCUCAGUCAAACAGAAAGACAAGAAUUGAGAAAAUACUAUAAGGGAAAGAAAUUCCUUCCAACUGAGCUUCGUGCCAAGAAGACCCGUGCUAUGCGUAAGGGACUUACAAAACACGAACAAAACUUGAAAUCAGCUAAACAAUUGGCUAAGCUUCGUGCUUUCCCAAAACGCGUUUUUGCCCUUAAAGCUUAA